CUAUGUGUUUGUAAAGGAAAUGAAUAAAUUAAAACAAUUCCAAUCAACUGUAAAUAAAAAACAUAUUUAGUUAAGUGUUUAGAUAUGUAUUAAUACAUUCUUUACAGAUUAGGUAUUUCAGGUAGAAAUAAUGUGAAAGUAGUACACUUUUUAUUUAAAUGUCACGCUUUCACGGUUCAUUACAUUUUAUGGUCAAUAACUCUAAUACUUUUGAAACUAGGAAUUAUUUACAUUUAUAGAUACAAUGAAACAUAAUAAAUAUGUACUUACAAUGCAUGUUAUGUUGCACAUUGUUUCUCAAAAGAAAGCACAAACUGAACUGCAGCUCUUUAUUCUAUGAAGCAUAUUUAGCUAAAACCUGGAACUUUCCAAUAUCCCCACCAAGUAUUCUGCAAACAUACAAGCAUACAAGCAUUUCUUACUUUAUAAAGGAUGAGGAAAUGUCAAUUAAAAUAGAAACAAUCUCAUUAGUCUUUCAUAUAAGUUCAAAUAACAUUAUAAUUGACAGUGACUGUUUAUAUAAGGAGUUUUACAGAUCAGAAUAUAUAUUAUGGGUCACAAACGCAUUUCAAUCAGUAGAUGGCAAAAUGAAGUUUUGUUUUCCAGUUUUAUUUGCUCUUAUUUUGAUAUCAUGUCUUCAUCUUGGUGUAGCACUAAGAUGUCAGUCAAUUAAUCAACAAACUGAUCAGUUUGAAAGAAUCUUAAAAACUUGUAGAAAACGAAAUUUAGGACAUAAUAAUUAUGAUACUGAUUCUUCUUCAAAUGAAAGUAAUGAAUCAGAAGAUUCUUCUGACUCAAAUGAAGAUAGUUUUGAUAACAAAUUUCUUGUAAGAAAUAAUAGUAGAUAUUAUACUAAUGAUUUUUUAAAUGAGCAAAAUAAUAGAAACAAUAAAGCUCAUCAAUCUACAAGAAAUGGUAAUCCCCAAUCUUUUGGUUCUAAUAAUGUCAAUGAAAGAUUGAAAAAUGUAGAUUACUAUGAUACAAAUAAUUGGGGAAUGACAAAUUCUAACUGGGAAAAUAUGAGAAAUACUGGAAGUAAUCACAAUUAUCAAGAGAAUCAUAACCAAAAACAAAAUGAUUCUUGUAUUAUUCAAUGUUUUUUCAACGAAUUAAAUAUCAUUGAUCAAAGAGGUUUUCCAAUACAAGAAUCUAUGAUACGUGUAAUGACAGAAAGAAUCCAGGAUCCAGAAUUACGUGACUUUAUAGAAGAAUCCAUUAUAAAAUGUUUUCAGUUUCUUAAUUCUGUGAAUAGAAUGGAAAAAUGUGAAUAUUCGCAAAAUUUACUUACCUGUUUAAUAGGAAAAGGCAAAGAACAAUGUGAAGAUUGGAACAUAUAAUUGAUUUUCACCAUCUUUAGAUUUUAGAAUUUGCACCAAUUUCUUCAAUGUACAAUAUUAUUAUAAUAAUUAUUAAAAGCAAAAAAAAAAUGAUAAACAUAUUUUUA
Messenger RNA from Vespula pensylvanica (western yellowjacket), 1444 nucleotides. RefSeq names its product general odorant-binding protein 71 (gene Obp59a). Gene Ontology annotation, molecular function: odorant binding. The coding region runs from base 261 to 1337 and encodes 358 amino acids. NCBI's taxonomy places the organism in Eukaryota, Metazoa, Arthropoda, Insecta, Hymenoptera, Vespidae. The record is from RefSeq and is a predicted model, not a curated record. The transcript has 7 exons.